AUGGGUAUCUACUGAGAUGGCACCUCUGUUGGCUUUGCAUUUUUAGGUGGCUUCCUAAUAUCGAUUUCUACAAUAAUCAACUUAUUUGCUAUGGGAAGAAUCACCGGCCUUAGUGGAAUUCUUUUUACUAUUUCAACAUGGAAUAAGAAAGAAGGCUUGAUAUGAAAAAUCAGCUUUAUGAUAGGGUUAAUAGGAAUUAUAAUGAUGUUUAGACUGGGAACUGACAAAGAAGUUAGUGGCCAAAAGGUUUUCGAUGGCGAAGACGCUGGUGACGAUUUAGACGCAGCUGGAUGAAUUCUUGGUGGACUAUUUAUAGGAGUUGGAACAAAAUGGGGAAACGGCUGCACGAGUGGGCACGCUGUAUGUGGAGUUCCUAGACUAGCCCCUAGAUCUAUUAUAGCUACUUGCAUAUUUUUGUCUUUUGGACUUGCAACAGCUACUUUAAGACAUUAUAAGCCAUUCUUAAAUGAUACACUCGAUGUAAGUACUGGUACUUAUGAUACUUAUAGACUUGUAAGCGGGUGGAUUUAUUUAGCAGCUUUUAUUGGAUUUUUAGUGCUUGCUGCUAUUACUGCUUUAUCAGCAGCGACUACCAAAAUAAAGAAAUUAGACUUAUGAAUUUCAUGCCUUACAGGGGCUAUAUUUGGCUUAGGAUUAUUAUUGUCUGGAAUGUGCAGAAGGACAAAAAUCUUAGCGUUUUUAACACUAGCUGAUGGAUGGGACCCAAGCUUAAUCUUUGUUAUGGCAUCCGCUGUAGGAGUCAAUUUAUUUGCAUUUAAUUGGAUAUUAAAACAGCAAAAACCUAUAUGCAGCGAGAAAUUCAACGUAACGACAAAUAGGGAAAUAGAUUAUGGAAUUAUUAUUGGGCCUGCACUGUUUGGAAUAGGCUGGGGACUUACAGGGUUUUGUCCAGGCCCUGCCAUGGCUAAUUUAGUUCUUUUACCUCAAGCAGCAUUAGAGCUUUUAUUUAUUAUAAUUGGGCAGGUUUUUAUAGAUUUUGUAUUAAAGAAAUGGAAAGCGAGAAAAGAAAAGCUUCUAACUCCCCCCCCCCUCCGUGAGCGAACAAAACCAUUAGAAAAAUCGCCAUUUUUUGACCAAAAACCCCACCCUCCGUGAGUGAACAAAAAUUUUUUUAAUAGAAAAAAUUUUAAUGGAAAAAAAAUUUUGAUAUAUAAGUGAUAAUUAGUAUAAUGAAAUCUAGAGCUAAUUCUGUUUAAUUUUAAACAAAUUGCGUUUUAAAACAUAAAUUUUGCAAAUUAAAUUAAUAUUUGCUUCCCAAUUUUUGCAAAUUAGGAUUGUUUUAAAUUUCGAAAAAAAAUAUUUUUUAUAAAAUUUAUAUAUAAAUUUUUUUUAAAAAAAAAAAAUUAACCCCCCUCCGUGAGCGAACAAAAUUUUUUUGUUCGCUCACGGAGGGGGGGGGGAGUAAGUAAAGACGACGUAGAUUUGGGAAGCACAAGUAAGCCUCAAGCCUAA
Messenger RNA from Blepharisma stoltei, 1473 nucleotides. The record is from the annotation of a GenBank genome assembly. NCBI's taxonomy places the organism in Eukaryota, Ciliophora, Heterotrichea, Heterotrichida, Blepharismidae.